UUAACUUUUUCCCCUAUUUCCAGCACGUUAGAAAAUUGGUCAUCCUUGUUGGGGUUGGAAUAGGUAUCCAAGUAGGAAGAACAACAAAACAAUCUUUGGAUGCUUUCUCUCUGUCACACUCUCCAUUCACCACUUCCCUUUCUAUUUUUAUUCCUUCUUCUGAGUCCUGAAGCAAAAGGGUGUUUUUUAAUAUAGAAAAGUUUGUUUUUUUAUCACUGAACCCGUUUUGGGUCUUUGAUUAAUUUUUUUACACCCUUUGUGUUUGCAAUCUGGUUUUUUUGGUGAGAACCCAGUUUCUAGGUUAUUAGUCUCAGUUUUUUUGGUUGCUAUUUUUGACAAAACUAUGAACACUUCAACAAGGUUGGAUUUAGCUGUGUUUCAGCUUACACCCACUAGAACCAGGUUUGACUUGAUUAUAACUGUGAAUGGAAAGAAGGAGAAGAUUGCCUCAGGCUUGCUCAACCCUUUUCUUUCCCACUUGAAGGCUGCUCAGAAUCAGAUGGACAAGGGUGGUUAUUCAAUUGUUCUUGAACCACCUGAGGGUAACACUGAUACCUCAUGGUUUACCAAGGGAACUGUUGAAAGGUUUGUUCGUUUUGUGAGUACUCCUGAGAUAUUGGAACGUGUGUAUACUGUAGAAUCAGAAAUCUUACAGAUUGAAGAGGCAAUUGCAAUUCAAGGAAAUAGUUCUUUAGGGACUAACACUGUGGAAGAAAAUCAAGUAAAACAUGUUGAAAGCACUGAAGGCAGGAAGACUCAGCAGGAUACUAAUGAGGAGAGAGCAAUUGUACUUUACAAGCCUGAAGCACAGCCACCUCAAGCAAAUGGAAGCACCUCAUUGGAAGAAAGCUCAAAAGUUCAUCUUCUGAAAGUCCUAGACACACGUAAGUCAGCAUUGCAGAAAGAGCAAGGCAUGGCAUUUGCUCGUGCUGUUGCUGCUGGUUUUGACAUUGACUAUAUACCACCUUUGAUGUCAUUUGCUGAAUGCUUUGGAGCAUCUCGCAUGAAGGAUGCAUGCACAAAAUUCAGGGAUCUUUGGAGAAGAAAACAUGAAACUGGACAAUGGCUUGAAAUUGAAGCUGCUGAAACAAUGUCCAAUCGCUCAGACUUCUCUUCGUUGAAUGUUUCUGGCAUUAUACUUCCCAAUAUGGCCUCCGCAUCCCAUACUGAAUUGGACUCUGAGAGUAAUGGGAAGGCAAGUUCAGAUAACCAAGAUAAUAUUCAAGGCCAAUUUCCACAUCAUAUGUUCCCUCCUUGGCCUGUUCAUUCUCCCCCAGGUUCUGUACCAGUCUUUCCACCAUAUCCAGUGCAAGGCAUUCCCUAUUAUCCAGCAUAUCCAGGAAACAGUCCAUUUAUGCAGCCAAAUUAUUCUCCUAUGGAGGACCCCAGACUAAUUGCUGGUCAAAAUAACGGGCGCAGAAGGCAUUCCAUGGAUAGUAGGCACAGCAAUACUGAAUCAGAAACACAGGAUGAAGUGGAUAUGGAGAGGGAAGGUUCACAUACUGGAGAUCAACAGAAGAAGGAUAGGCAAUCAGGUAGACAGAAAUCUGGCGUGGUGGUCAUUCGGAACAUCAAUUACAUAACAAUGGCAGAAAAUUCUGGCAGUGGAUCAUAUUCAGAUUCUGCCUCAGAAACCGGUGAAGAUAAUAAGGAAUCUGUGAAGACCUCUAAGAGAAGGGAACCCGGAAAAGAAUCUUUGAAGAAAUUGGAUUCAUCUGAUAAGGAAGAAACCAAGCAUGGGAAGGAUGCAGAUGGAGGCCAUUGGCAAGCAUUCCAAAAUUGUUUACUGAGAGAUGUUGAUGAAGACAGACAUGUCAUUGACCAAGACCAAUAUGAUCAGGAAAAGGUGAAUGACGUGAGAAGAAAAAAACACAUUGCUGUCAAUGAUCCUUUAGUUUUUAAUGACCGGGAAAUGCAUGAAGUUCAAGGAAGUUCUGCUAUAGAUAUGCAUAACAUUAGCAAAGGAUUGGCUCACAUGCCUAAGACAUCCAGUGAUGAUUUAUUGUUAUCUGCAAGCGCAGGACAGUCUGGUGAUGGUUGGUCUGGAGAUGAUGUACAAUCCUUAGAAGUAACUGGAAAAAAGGGUGGUUAUAGGAGGGCUUCCCGUGAUGAGUUCAUCAUUUCCAAGCAAGAACAUCAAUUUGGCAAUGCUUACCCUUCCUCGGAUAUUGAAACUUCACUAGGUUGUUCAAACAGUAAACUAGAAAGGAAGUUGUUUCAUGAUAUGAAUGAUGAUUCCUACAUAUUGGAGCAUAGAUCAAUGGGAGUCAAUGAUGCAGGAAAUGUUGAGAGAAAUGCUAUUAACAUGGACUCUGAGAUCCCAAUGGUGCAGCAAUCUUCUGAUGAGAUAAACCAUAUCAAUUAUGAGCCAGAUGAAUUGAGCAUGUUGCCUGAACGAGGAGCUGAAAGGGGAUCGAUGAGUUAUGACCCUGCUUUAGACUAUGAAAUGCAGGCCCAGGCUGGUGGUACUUUACAAAAUAAGAACAAAGAGGUAGUGACUGACACCAAACCAGGAUCUAAGAGGUUGGAUAAGGAGGCAAAAUCAAAACUUACCUCGAAUAAUUCUGAUAAAAGAAAGACCGGUGGGCCGAUAAGAAGAGGGAAGACUUCUAAACUUAAUCCUUUGGAUGAAGCACGAGCACGUGCUGAGAGCUUACGGAACUACAAAGCUGAUCUCCAGAAAAUGAAGAAAGAGAAUGAAGAGGAAGAGAUGAAACGCCUAGAAGCCUUAAAGAUGAAGAGGCAAAAGAGGAUUGCUGCCAAGAGUAGCGCAAUCACUGCACAGUCGCCAUCACAGCUAACCAAGAAACAACUUCCAACAAAACUUUCGCCAAGCUCCCAUAAAGGGUCAAAAUUUUGUGAUUCGGAGCCAGGAGAAUCCUCACCCCUUCAAAGAUUCCCUGUCAGAACUGCAUCUGUUGGAUCUAAUGAUUCUUUGAAAGCCUCAAAAACCAGCAGAUUGAUUUCUAGAAGCCACUUGGAUAAUAACAAAUUAAGCCGAUCAGUGUCUUCUUUGCCUGAAUCUAAGCUAGAGAAGGAUGAUAACACAACUGAUACUAAGGCAUCAAUGGCAAGGAUUAGAAGAUUGUCAGAACCUAAAAUAAGUACUACUCAUCAGACUUCCUCAGUUAAACCACAUGGCACUGGAACAAUAUCAAAGACUAAAGCAGCUGAUGGACCCGAGAGCAAAAAGAUUUCUGCUAUUGUGAACCAUGAUAAAAGCAAGACAGCAGCCCUCCCAGAACUGAAAAUCAGAACAUCCAAAGCAACUGAGGUUCCUCAGAACAGAACCACAGUCAAAGAGAAGGCACAUAAGUUGAAUGAUAACAAGUCUUCUAUGAAUUCACAAGGUACCAUGCUGAAGAAAAAUGAAAUUGGUACUUCAUUCGAUGAUGAUGGAGACAAUAAUCCUGUAGUUGAGAAGACUGUUGUGAUGCUUGAGCGUGAGAAACCUUAUGUCCCCCCUAUUCAUAGUUCUGAAGAAAAUUUUGAUAUCCCAAAGAAACAAUAUGAUAAUGAUGAAGUGAUGGAAAAAACAGAGACAGCAUCUAAUUAUGUUGCUAUUCGUGCUCCUGUUUCACCGUUAAGCAUGGAUAUAAUAGAUAAAGAAACCUCAGAGAGACAAUCACACCUGCAACCCAUAUCUACUGAGGUCAAAAUUGAUAAUAUAGAGAAAGAAACUUCAAAAUCAUCCAGUCUUUGUAUUGCUGCGGAAACAUAUCAUGCCCCAUAUGCUCGGGUUUCUUCUAUGGAAGAUCCUAGUACCAGAAAUAGUGAGUAUGGUAAAGCAGCCCCUCCAAGUUUAGAGACUGCAGCAAUUGGUGUGGAGACUGUUAAAGUACAUGUGUCUAACAACGAGAACUCAACACUUGAGAAGAUUCCUGAAGCAAUUGAGAAGCCUCUGGUAAAGGAAUCAUCAUCCAAAGGGUUUAGACGACUGCUAAAGUUUGGAAAAAGAAGUCAUAGCUUAGCUUCUGAACGCAACAUGGAAUCAGAUAAUGUCAGCAUUGACAAUGAGGCAGAUGAGGUUGGAACCAACGGUUCUUCUAACGAAGGAUUCCCAAUAAAGUGGCGGUCAAGCUGGUCCAAAUUCAGCGAAGGUUUCUAUGGGGUGGAGGGCCGAAUCAAAAGAAAGUUGCGUGGGUCAAAUGGGAGACAAUCUGUCUACCAAAGGAAAAGGGUGGCUUGGGAAUAAAAGAAAUCAGGAUAUUCAACAAGGCAUUGCUAGGGAAGUGGAGAUGGAACAUGCUGCAGUAGAACUCAGAAUUGUGGGUUAGAAUAUUGGAGUCGAAGUAUGGUGGAUGGCGAGCAUUAGCUGAAGCCAAACGAGCCAACAAUGAAUCAAUAUGGUGGCAGGAUCUAAUGGAGGUGACACACGAAAAUCAGUUGAAUAGAGUGCUCCAAAAUGAAACAAUAUGGAAGGUCGGAUGUGGGGACAAAAUUAGAUUUUGGGAGGACAAAUGGGUUGGUGAGGGGGAGACAUUAAUGAGGAAAUAUCCAAGACUGUAUCAAAUAUCCUGUCAACAACAACAGCUCGUCCAUCAAGUGGGAAAUCACAGAAACAGCAUGGGAGUGGAAAUCUCAAUGGAGAAGGCCUUUGUUUGACAAUGAAGUGGCCGCAACUAUUGGCUUUUUGGAAGACAUAUCACGGUUCCCCAUUCAUCGACACCUAACAGAUUGCUGGGUAUGGAAAUCGGAACCUAAUGGACACUACUCUACAAGGAGUGCAUACCAUUUGAUGCAACAUGAAGCAGCAAAGGUAAAUACUGAUCCUGCAUUUGAGGAGAUAUGGAAGCUAAAAAUCCCAGCAAAAGCAGCCAUUUUUGCCUGGAGGCUAGUCAAGGACAGAUUGCCAACUAAAAAUAAUUUGAGAAGGAGACAAGUACAGCUAAAUGACACAUUGUGCCCUUUCUGCAGAAACUAUGAGGAAGAAGCUUCACAUCUGUUCUUUAGCUGUACAAAAACACAACCCGUAUGGUGGGAAUCCCUAUCAUGGAUUAACACAUCGGGAGCAUUUUCAGCCAACCCAAGGCAUCACUUCUUGCAACACUCUUUUGGCCUACUCGGAUUGAAACAGUACAACAGAUGGAAAUGCUGGUGGGUUGCAUUAACCUUCACAAUUUGGCAGCACAGAAAUCGGACUAUUUUCUCAAACGAACCAUUUAAUGGUAGCAGAAUGAUGGAGGAUGCAGUGUUCCUGGUCUGGUCAUGGUUCAGAGAAUUGGAGAAAGGAUUUACAGAGCAUUACAAUUACUAGUCCAGCAACCUUUCAGCAGCUUUCUGUAACUAGGAUAGAUGGGUAGCUAUUGACCAAAUGUAACAAUGUAUCUAGUCUGGAAUCUAACAGUGGGACCAUUAUCCCACAUAGUCAUACUCCUGUAUUCUUAGUACCCCUGGCACUUUUCUAUAAUAUAUAUGAUACUUUUGCUGAUAAAAAAAAAACCUACAAGGUGCGUGGCGGUAGAAGACAGAGUGGUCGACUUCAUUGUGAAUCAUACCAAAUUGUCGUACCACAGUACGAAAACGGCCAAACCAGGCUCGAGGGGUCUAUUUAAGUCCAUAUAAAGACUUCCGAAGCCAACACAUCAUGUUCGAUGGUCCCCCCGAGCAACAAAGCCCGUUGGUUGCUCCAUAUAAACCUUUACCUCAAGAUAGCCAUGUAGGAAAGCAUUCUUUAUGUUAAGCUGGAAGAGAGGUCAAUGGUAGAUGGAAGCCAUAGACAAAAGAAGACAAACUUAAGCCAUUUUGGAUUCUGAAGAGAAAGUAUCUGUGUAAUCCUUAUCCAUACACCUGAGUGUAACUUUUUUCCACCAAAUGUGCCUUGAAACGAUCAAUGGUUCCAUUAGGGCCAAUUUUAAGAGUAUACAACCACUAACACCCAACAACGGAUUUUCCUGACGGAAGAGACUAGUUCCCAAGUGCCUCUACUUUGAAGUGUCACAUCUCAUCAAUCAUUGCUUGCCUCCAGUCCGAGUAAGAUAAUGCUUCACCUAGAGAACUAGGGAUAGACACAGAAGACAAAGAGGACAAACAAAUAUAAUGCAAGGGAGAGAGCCUAUGAUGGCUAAGGUUAACAUAGUGAGGAGAUGGGUUUUGGGUAGAACGAAUGCCUUUUCUCAUAACAAUGGGCCAAUUAAGGUUGACAAGUCCAAAUCCGAUAUAGGAGAUGACAUAGGGGAAGAAUCUGCCAUGGCCUCUAUUAUGUCAUCAUGAGUCGGUGUAAGGGCUGGUUCUUGAAAGGGUUGUGCAGCCGGUGGCUCUUUGGGUGGAACAACUGAUUCAUUUUGAGGAUUAAUAGGAAGGGGAAAAUAGUAGUGUUGGAGUACCAGGGGUGAGAGGACACCAUAUAUCGGCAUUAGAGUGAGCAGACUCAAAAUAAGGAACAAACUCAAAGAAUGAGACAUCAACAGAAAUGAAAUACCGUUGAAGAGCAGCAGAAAAACAACGAUAUCCUUUUUGCACGCGAUGGUAGCCCAAGAAAAUACAUUUGAGAGACUUUACUGAUAGUUUGCCAACUCCAAGGCUCAAAUUAUAAACAAAGCAAGUAGAGCCAAAAACUUGAGGAGGAAGUAUGUGAAGAGGUGAUUUGGGAUAUAGGACAAAGUAGGGAAGUUGGUCAUUUAGAAUAGAAAAUGACAUGCGAUUAAUGAGGUAGCAGGCUGUGAAAACAUCACCUUAAAAACGUAAGGGAACUUUGCCAUGGAGGAGAGGAGUUCGGGUUGCUUCAAGAAGGUGACUAUUCUUGCGCUCAACAACCCCAUUUGUUGUGGAGUAUGGGCAUAAGAUGUUUGAUGAAGGAUGCCUUUGGACGCCAUAAACUACUGAAAUUGAUGAGGUAUUCUCUGACAUUAUCACUACGAGAACAACAGAUAGGUAUACCAAACUGGGUUUUUAUUUCAUUAUAAAUUUUUUCAAAGAUGGAAAACAAUUCAGGAUUAUUUUUCGUUAGCCAGAGUCACGUGUAACGCGAAAAACCAUCUAUAAAAGUGACAAAAUACUUAAAACCUGUUGGGGUAAUAACUCGAGAUGGACCCCAAACAUCUAAGUCAACCAAAGCAAAUGAGGAUGCAGCCCUUUUAUUGACACGACUAGGAAACGAACUACGAGUAUGUAUCCCGAACUGACAUGAGUCACAAUGUAGACUAGACAGCUGAUGGAGAUUGGGAACCAUUUUCUGAAGUGUGGGUAGACCAGGAUGUCCCAAUUGAGCAUGAAUUGUUAAUGGAGAAAUUAUGGAAAAGCACACCUGCGGCGACCCAGAGAGAUAAUAUAGGCCAUGUGAUUCACAUCCGACGCCAAUCGUUUGUCCCGAAAUCCGUUCCUGCAAUAUAAUAGAACUUUUAGUAAAUGUAACGACAAGAUCAUGUGUUUGAGUAAGAUGAUGUACAGAGAGUAGGUUAAACGAACAAUUAGGUAACAAAAGGACAGACUCGACAGUGUGUGGUGUCAAUGCCUUGGGGUUUUCUUUGAGACCCAUUGGUAGAGGUAAUAGUCGGUAAAUAGCCAUACGUAGAAAGAGAACGGUUACCAGAAAUAUGAUCAGUAGCACCAGAGUCAAGUACCCAAGGAUCCAAGGAAGAUGAAGGAGAGAUGCAAGCAAUAGAUUUACUGGUGUGUGUGAUAGAAGCUCAUUAAAAUCAAGGAGAGCUGCAUGAACUCGCCCUAGGUAGGCCGACUUGGGCCCGUGAAAUUGAAGAAGAGCUAGGAAGGUCAUCUAGUCUUUGCACACGCCGUAUGACCGUUGAGCAUCAUUUGUGCCAUGCCUCACUCCAAAGCGAUUCAUUGGUGUUGUGAGGCCUGAAAAUUGGUUUGAGAGAGUGGACCUGAUAACACUGCAUAACUAACAAUCGAUCUUUCGCAUUGUGCAUGUUCAGCCUUAGGUAUGGAUUCAGUAGAAGUAGUGAAUCCACAAAUUGAUGCUGGAUGCCCAAGUAGAGUAGUUCGAACCAUCCAACUUCUCAAUAGAAAGUGGGAGGUUCGAAAAAAUUGGAGUGUCUGCCUUACCAUCAAAAGCCAUGGUGAGAGAGAAACACGAACAACAACCCCUGCAAAAAAAAAAAAAAAA
Molecule: messenger RNA, 8065 nt
Organism: Glycine soja
Lineage: Eukaryota; Viridiplantae; Streptophyta; Magnoliopsida; Fabales; Fabaceae
Product: COP1-interacting protein 7-like
Exons: 12
Coding region: 344-4195 (1283 amino acids)
Source: RefSeq, a predicted model, not a curated record